Phacochoerus africanus (Common warthog) is the source of this 2897-nucleotide messenger RNA. RefSeq names its product synaptotagmin like 3 (gene SYTL3). The coding region runs from base 831 to 2669 and encodes 612 amino acids. The record is from RefSeq and is a predicted model, not a curated record. Gene Ontology annotation, biological process: intracellular protein transport; exocytosis. The transcript has 16 exons. Gene Ontology annotation, cellular component: plasma membrane; exocytic vesicle. Gene Ontology annotation, molecular function: neurexin family protein binding; small GTPase binding. NCBI's taxonomy places the organism in Eukaryota, Metazoa, Chordata, Mammalia, Artiodactyla, Suidae.
AAGAAAAAAAUCGGGUACUGAGCCAUGCAAGCAAGGGGUCCUGAGGCCCAAGGUCACUGGCCUCCCAGGACUCCACCUCUGGUUCAGUGACCAGAGAGACAAAGAAUUUGUAAAGGCUCAUCUCCAUGUCCCACUGCCUGAUGGGCACAGGCGAUUCAUCUCAGCUUUGCCAAAAGGAAUCCGUCAAGCCUGUGAGCCUGAACCCAGCCGGGGCUUGGAGCCACCGACACAGAGGCUCCCGAGUUGACUCCUGUCUUGGGCGGGUGCGCUGGUGGUCCUUGUGACUGGUCCAGGCUGCGGUCCAUCAGGGAAGUACAGGAGCAAAAAAGAGGUUCUAAACUGGCUGGGCUUCGAGCCAGCAUUACUGCUACGUGUAAACACUUGAAGGGGAAGGUUGGCUCCUCUAAGUCACUGAUACUCUUUUUGCUGCUCUUCAAAAGUUCCCUCUACAGAGCAGAGGUGACUUCUGCAAAGCAGAAGCCAUACAUCAUUUAUAACGAUCUCUGGCAAAACCUCAGAAAAAAGAUAUGCUUUUGACUUAGCCGGAUGUCCAAGGCUGUGGCAGGACCCAGUGAGGAGGCUCCGAAGGUGGCAUGAGCCACCAUUCCAGCCGAGUGACAGCCUCGAGGGACAGUCUUCGCCUGCGGAGUGUGACACAGUUAAAAAGGGGGAAAAAAAAAAAAGCCACGAGCCACACGGUUGCCAAUGAAAUAGGAGAGGGAGUGUUUUCCAAAGCACGUGGGGCUCUUCCUGGGCUCCGGGCUCAUCCUCCGGACAGGAGUGCAAGGCCAUGAGUGAAACUUCAGCUCGGGUCUAGGAGGAGCCGGGAAAUGGCCCACGAAGUCAACCUGCAUUCCCUGCAGGCAUCGGAACGCGAGACGAUCCUCCAGGUCCUGUACCGGGACCGGGAGAUUCAAAUCGUGGAGGAGGAGCGGAUCCGGAAGCUGAAGACACACCUGCAGCAUCUCAGGUGGAGAGGCCGGAAGAAUGUGAGCCAGGAGUACAAAGAGAAGUCCUGUGCCCGCUGCCAGCGGGCCCUGGGGUUCCUGCUGAACCGGGGAGCCGUGUGCCAGGGCUGCAGCCACCGCGUGUGCGCCGAUUGCCGAGUGUUCCUGAGGAGCGCCCGAGCCUGGAAAUGCACCGUGUGCUUCGAGGACAGAAACGUGAAAAUAAAAACUGGAGAAUGGUUCUUUGAGGAACGAGCCAAGAAAUUUCCAGCCGGAGGCAAACACGAGACAGCUGGAGCAAAGCUCUUGCAAUCUUAUCAGAAACUGAGCAGCAAAAUUUCCGUGGUGCCUCCAACCCCGCCUCCUCUCAGUGAAAGCCAGUGCAGCGGCAGCCCCAGCAGGUUGCAGGAACUCGGUCAGUUUAAAGGAUUUAAUAAGUCCGUGGAAAAUCUGUUUCUGUCUGUUACCACCCACAUGAAAAAACUUUCCAAGUCCCAGAAUGACAUGAGCUCUGACAAGCAGCAGCCAGCCACGGGUCCCAGGCAGAGCGCAGGCCAGACGGAGCGGAGGAGCCAGUCGGACACGGCGAUCAACGUCGCCGCCAGGAAGGUCAGCACACCAGAUCUUCUGAAACCUCUUGCUCAGGAGAGUCCCAAACGCGCCACCAGCCCUGUUUUGAAGCAAGAGGAUCCCUUGUCCAGUCCGGCGCCCAACCCCUUAUUCUCCGGAGGCUGGAGACACGGCAGUUUAAUUAGCAUCAACAGCACUUGUACAGAGAUGGGCAAUUUCGACAACACGCAUGUCACUGGAGAGAUAGAAUUUGCCAUUCGCUAUUGCUUCAGAGCUCAUUCUUUAGAAAUCUGCAUCCAGGCCUGUAAGAAUCUUGCCUACGGGGAAGAAAAGAAGAAAAAGUGCAACCCGUACGUAAAGACCUACCUGCUGCCUGACAGGUCGUCCCAGGGGAAACGCAAGACCGGAGUCCAGAAGAACACGGUGGAGCCCACCUUCCAGGAGACCUUGAAGUACCAGGUGGAGCCUGCCCAGCUGGGGACCCGGCGGCUGCAGGUGUCUGUGUGGCACCUGGGCACCCUCACCCGGAGGGCGUUUCUUGGAGAAGUGAUUGUUCCUCUGGCCACGUGGGACUUUGAAGACAGCGCGACACAGUCCUUCCGCUGGUACCCGCUCCGGGCCAAGGCCGAGAAAUGCGAAGACAGCGUCCCUCCCAGCAAUGGAGAACUUGCAGUCCGUGCCAAACUGGUCCUCCCUACGGAGCCCAGAAAGCCCCAGGAGGCUCAGGGAGGGACGGGAGAUCAGCCAUCACAGAACAGUCAACUCUGCUUGGUCGUGCUGGGAGCCAAGAAUUUACCUGUGCGGCCGGAUGGUACCUUAAACUCAUUUGUUAAGGGCUGUCUCACUCUGCCAGACCAGCAAAGGUUGAGACUGAGGUCCCCCGUCCUGAAGAAGCAAGCCUGUCCCCAGUGGAAGCACUCCUUCGUUUUCAAAGGCGUAACCCCUUCUCAGCUGAGGCAGUCCAGCCUGGAACUGACCGUGUGGGACCAGGCCGCCUUCGGCGUGAGCGACCGCCUGCUGGGAGGCGCCAGGCUUGGCUCCAAGGACGAGCCAGCUGGUGGUGCUGACGCGUGCCCACAAUCAAAGCUCCAAUGGCAGAAAGUUCUUUCCAGCCCCAAUCUGUGGACAGACCUGACCCUCACCCUGCACUGAGGCAGCAAGAGUUCCAGGUGCUGGCGCCUGAAGGUGGACUGCAGGGCCGGGUGUGCACGGCCGGGAGGGGCCCCAGCCCCUCCACAGCAGGGCAGCCCUUCUUCAGAUCCCUCUGUAAGUUGAACAGAACAACCAUGAAUGUUGGUGUUAAGUCUCAGGCUGAUUAUCUGCCCUUUGGGAGAUGUGGAAAAUGACCAGAUUUCAAUUAAUGUUCACCCGUUUCCACGA